AAGGAGGAGAAAGAUAAAACAGGAAAGAGAGAAAGAACGACGCUCACCUAUUACAACCAGUGAGCACAUCCCGUAUUUGGCAUAGCAACAGGCGAGCCUCUGGCCAGCGGGAGGAAGGGCAAGGCGGGCGCGGAGAGGUUGCCAGUAUCUCAACGUCGCCUCCGAGAUGGAGGUCCUGCUUUUCGUGAUCUUUGUGUCGGGGAUUUGCGUGGCGUCGGCUCAGCACGAUUGGCAACUAGCUGCUCAGAAUUGCCCCUUGGAUACCCCCUGGGGAGCAGGCAACUUCAGUGACUCCGAUUGCGAUGACCGAGAUCCACUCUCUUGCAACAGUCUAGGAACCUGUGUAUGCGGACAAUGCAUAUGCAACCAAAGGGAUGACCCGCAGGAGGUUGUCAGUGGGCGGUUCUGCGAAUGCACCAACUUCCUUUGCGAUCAGUAUUUAGGACCUCUCUGUUCGGGGCCCGACCACGGCCAGUGCGUUUGCAACAAGUGUGAGUGCAAACCUGGAUGGUCAGGAGACGAUUGUGCGUGUGAUGACAGUGUUGAGAAUUGCAGAAACCCUCAGACGGGGGAAAUAUGCUCGAACCAGGGGGUUUGUGAGUGCAAUAGCUGUGGGCAGUGCAGUGUGGUAGAAGGUGGGAGGUGUUCUGGCAGGUGGUGUGAAAACUGCCCGACCCCACACAGGAGGGGGAGAGGGCAGAGGGAGAGGCAUAGGAACAAAGAGGAGAGGAAGCAACGAAGAAGAGAAAGGAAGCAAAGGAAGAAACAUAAGGACGGAGGUGAAGAACCGGCAGCUGUAUCAGAACAUCGGAAAUCAGCAGCUGAGUUAUGCCCCGCGGAUGCUCCCUGGGGACCGGAAGCCUUCGAUGACUCCUACUGCAAGGAAACAGAGGCAUCGAGGCCAUGCAGUGGUCGAGGAACCUGUACGUGUGGAGAGUGUAACUGCAACGAAAGGGAUGACCCACAGGAGCUUAUUAGUGGGCAGUUCUGCGAAUGUACCAACUUCCUCUGUAAUCGAUACAACGGACUUCUUUGUUCGGGGCCCGACCAUGGCGAAUGCAUUUGCGAUAAGUGUCAAUGCAAACCUGGAUGGGUAGGAGAAGCUUGUGAUUGUGAAGACAGUGUGGAGAACUGCAAGAACCCUGUCACUGGAGAAAUUUGCUCAGGCCAUGGCAUCUGUGACUGCAAUAUGUGUAUAUGCAGUGCUACAGAAGAUGCGAGGUAUACCGGCAGGUGGUGUGAGGACUGUCCAACCUGUAGAAGCAAAUGUUCUGAGUACAAAUCUUGCGUUCAAUGCCAGGCCUUUGGCACUGGUGAUUUAAGCGAGGAAGAGUGCAUGCAUCAGUGCACGUUAUUCAACUCUACAGUGGUUCAAGUUGUCGGAGUGGAAGCAGAGGAAGACCGUUUGUGCACCUUCUUUGACGAGAAUGACUGUCGCUUCCUCUUUGUUUACGGCUAUGACAAAGAUCGACACCCGUUUGUGCGAGUGCAGCAAACCCUCGAAUGUCCUCCAGUUUUUGGAAGUGGAACAGGUAUUCCAGGGCCGUGGAGGAAGGCCCAAAGGUGUUUCGCGAGGGAGGAAGACCCGCGCCCCCCCGGCCACUGCGAUCAGCGAACCCCCCGCUUCCAGUACGUGGCCGAGAGAGACCGGUGCGAGCCUGUCAGUGCCUGCGGUGGAAAGGCAGGCACGUUUCUUUCUCCUGAAGAGUGUCAGAGAGAGUGCCACACCGGAGCGCCGCCUGUGUCUGACGCCUCCUGCGACCGGUCCCAGUGCCCUUGGUCGAGAUGGUCUCACUACCUGGCCAAGAAAUGCCAGCCUCUCUAUGACAAGGGAUUCUGCUGCCCGACUGGCUUCUCGUGUCCACAGGGCACACAGCUGAUGCAGAAUUCGACCAGGUGUUUCUACAGAGGGUCAUUUUACCUGCCUGGAGAAGAGGUGCCUUUAGGAAAUGACUGCCUUGGCGCUUGUCACUGUGUAGUUGAUGUUUUGCCCGAUAUCAAGUGCCAAGUCGAGUGCCAUGACAUGAAUCAACCUGGGCCAGGAUGCCGUCAUCUGUUCAAGCCUGGUGCAUGCUGUCCGUAUGCCCAAGACUGCGAAGAAGACCAAAUUUUUCCCCGAGACCAAAGAGACACGGUGACCUGUUCGUGGGAAAAUAAAACAUACCUCGAAGGUGACCGGAUGACCUCGCAUGACCUUCCUUGCCAGGCGUGUGUGUGUACAUCAGCUUUCACCAACAUUACAGGAUAUGGUUGUUACAGGAUGGACUGUGGGCUGGAGAGGUAUAUUUCAAAGUUGCAAAGUGGCUGCACUCCAAUUUACUCUGAGAAAAAGUGCUGCCCAAUUGACUGGCUGUGUCCCGGUGACCCACGUAUCUCCCGUUCAUCGAUCAACAAAGCAAUGCGAAAACAUGCAGCCCCUUCCCAGUCCACGUGCCGCCUCGGUGACCUGACCAUUGCCACCAGGUCGCAGGUCAAGAUCAGAGGAAGACAGGUCAUCUGCAAGUGUGUCACUCCGCCUGAGUUGACCUGCGUUCGUUACGGGUCACGCGCGGAGGCUCAGGAGGGUUCCAGGAUGAGGAAAGCUUAG
This is a messenger RNA of Penaeus chinensis, 2587 nucleotides long. RefSeq names its product kielin/chordin-like protein. Lineage: Eukaryota; Metazoa; Arthropoda; Malacostraca; Decapoda; Penaeidae. The record is from RefSeq and is a predicted model, not a curated record. Gene Ontology annotation, biological process: cell adhesion mediated by integrin; cell-matrix adhesion; cell migration. Gene Ontology annotation, molecular function: integrin binding; serine-type endopeptidase inhibitor activity. Gene Ontology annotation, cellular component: focal adhesion; integrin complex; cell surface. Bases 167 to 2587 code for a protein of 806 amino acids. The transcript is spliced from 13 exons.